AUGAAGUCCCUGCAUCGCGCAGCCAUUCGCUAUUCUGCAUGGAAAGCUGAACAUGAUCCACAGUUCAGGCCUUGGCGUCACCCGAGUCAACAAUCCGGACUUUUGCCCAUGGUAGACAUGGCAGACAUUCUGAGUGAGCCGGACUACGCACGUAACACAAUUGACGAAACCAAUGUUGACGAGGCCGCUGCUCGCCGAGAGUGCGCGCAUGAGGAUGCGGAUGGCGAUUUCUAA
Messenger RNA from Echinostoma caproni, 234 nucleotides. NCBI's taxonomy places the organism in Eukaryota, Metazoa, Platyhelminthes, Trematoda, Plagiorchiida, Echinostomatidae. The record is from the annotation of a GenBank genome assembly.